ACAGCAGCCCUUGACACUCAAAUCGAAUAAAUAGAAACAACAACACAUUUUUGCUUCACUCCCUGCCAAUAAAUUUGAUGGUUUUUUAUUUUUAUUUAAACUCUUUUUGAUAAAAUGCAACGCUUACACGCUAUCCCAAAAAGUCCAAAAGAUUUUGACAAAUGUUUGGUUGAGCUGUACAAACCCAAGAAGUUUGUGGCCGAAUCACUGACUUCCAUUUAUUCGAGUCGCACCUCAGUUGACUUAAAUGGAUUCAUUCGCAUUGAUUCAGCCAGGGCCAUCGGGGAUCGUCACCUGAAAGCUUCCCCAAAAUUGCCCAGCAUCCAGGAGCGCAGUUCGCAAUCGCAGAACAAGAAUCUCUAUGACCUCUCCCUCCAACUCACGGAUCAGGAGGAAGCCGGGAUCUCGGAUUGUGAGAAGUCGAAGCCGGUUAAAGCCAUUCCGAUUGGUCAGGGUAAUGAGGGGUCUUUCGAUCUAAUGAAGCAAUUGAAAGUUAGGGAUCGGACGAAGGUAAAGGACGCCGGGCACCACAGAAAAAAAACUCCCUCUUUUUCCACUAUACCGUGCACAAACAAGAGGAUCAAAAGAAAGAAAAGGGAAAAUGAUGAAAACGUUGCCGGACCCCUUAACUUAAAAACGUUUACUAAGUUAAGACGCAGGCUUCCCGAAAGCUAUCAAUACCUCUGUGCCGAACCAGUGAUCUUACCUUCAAAAACGCCUGACGCCCCAGUCACAACAAACCGGCCACCGGUCAAAGUACAGGAAGCCAAAGUUAAACCUCGUCUAGUAGAACCCGAAUCAGAUGCGGAAUCCUUUAGAUACUCCGAUAACCCAAAGAAGACCCUCAAAAUACUGUUUGAAAGAGCAGCUCGGAAUACUGGGACCCACAAUCGGGAUGUGGAAGUGGAAACAUUUGAAAAUAUAAAUUUGGGAGGAGUGCUUGAGGAUCGCGCUUCGCAGCAGGUUCAACUUGCGCUGCAUGUGAUUGAUGAUCACUACUUUUAUAGUUUGCUUAUUUUUGUGGCCACCCUGGCGUACUUGGUCUAUAUCCUGUACUACGAUAUUACUAGCAAAAUGAACGAAGAAGGCCGGUAUCAGGAAAAAAUGAAAAACUCUAGACUGCCGAUGAAGGCUUACUACUAUUUGAUGCGUCUGCUCAGAGCGCCCAUUUUCUGAUGGGCCAGCGGAUUUGAAGAUUUAAUCAAAACAUUGUUCAUAACAACAGCGAACUCUAUUAUUCAGUUCUAUUUCAAUGGUGAAAUAUUUAUUGUAAAAUAUUUAUAAAUGGA
Messenger RNA from Drosophila simulans, 1289 nucleotides. RefSeq lists its product as uncharacterized. The coding region runs from base 115 to 1176 and encodes 353 amino acids. The record is from RefSeq and is a predicted model, not a curated record. The transcript has 6 exons. NCBI's taxonomy places the organism in Eukaryota, Metazoa, Arthropoda, Insecta, Diptera, Drosophilidae.